Molecule: messenger RNA, 1329 nt
Organism: Strongylocentrotus purpuratus (purple sea urchin)
Lineage: Eukaryota; Metazoa; Echinodermata; Echinoidea; Camarodonta; Strongylocentrotidae
Product: somatostatin receptor type 2-like
Exons: 2
Coding region: 1-1329 (442 amino acids)
Biological process (GO): neuropeptide signaling pathway
Cellular component (GO): membrane
Molecular function (GO): neuropeptide receptor activity
Source: RefSeq, a predicted model, not a curated record
AUGAACGUUACAGUUUUGGAUGAUGAUCGGGAAGGGCAAGACGACGACGAUGGCAUCAACAACAAUGUCGCUAUUAUCCUGACUUAUUACGCUCUCGUCUUGGUGAUCGGGAUUCCUGGCAAUGUCAUCAUCCUCCUCAUAUACGGCAGGAAGAAACGAAAGACGAGCACAGAUGUGUUGAUCAUCGGCCAGGGUAUCGUCGAUUUCCUCGCCUGCGUCUUCACCCCCGCCCUCAUCAUCCGCAGCUGCUUCUAUUCGUUGGUAACGACCGGUCUUUGCCGCUUCGCCUACCUCGCCGAGACAUCGGGUGCAUUCAUGUCACUAUUCUUCACAACCGUCAUCAGCGUCGACCGCUACCUGGCGGUAUGCCGUCCCCUACGACGUCACGGUCGCCUCACGAAGAGGUCGUCGAUUUUGGCAUCGAUGGUCGUCGUGGGCGUCGGCGUCGCCAUCAACAUACCCGGAACGGUAUUCGAGGUCGCGCGUUCGGAAUUGAGAGGCGAUAAAUGCACCCAAAUGAUAUCGUACAUGGCGACCUUGAUGAUGUCAGUAGCCUUUGUGCUCAUAUUCGCCUUGUCGUUGAUUACGAGCUCGAUCAUGUACAUGAUCAUAUACGCUUUCCUCCAAAAGAGAGCUAAGAUUCACGACAAGCUCGUAGGCAAUACAGUCCCCAUCGCCACCAUCCAACCUAGCAAGGUUGUGAAGAGCUUGGUGACUGCUGAUUCUCUAACCUCCAACUUCAAAAUGCAUAUUGAUAAUAGCCUCUUCGUAGAGAACAUAUCAACGGAUAUAACAUCGAUAAAAACGGACAACCUUUCACCGACAGCCAACUUCCUGCCAUAUUCUGCUGGAUCGACGAGGCUGUCGAGGUCCGAUCCGAUGUCCAAGAGGACACACCUGGACCCCGAUGGUUCUUGCCAAGCUGUCAUUGUCACACAUGGCAACGCCCAAUCACCGCCAUACCCAAGUCAACCCAGGAAACAAUUUUCACGACCUUCGUUUCUCAGCCGCCUUUGCCGUCGUCAACUUCCGAAUCGUGCACGUGCGUCGAAAUCAAAAGAGUCCGAUAUGGGUCGGAAGACGACGCGGAUGUUGCUCGUCAUCACCGUCUACUUCUUCGCCACUUGGAUGCCCCAGAUCGUUUACAGCGUCCUCUCUAAGAACGUCCUCAUCGCGAUCGAUCGAAAUCGAGUUCUUGAUACAAUCUUCGAAGUCCUGACUGCACUGCGGCUCACCAACCACAUCGUCAACGCCUUCGUCUACUCCGUGAUCAAUGACGGAUUCAGGACUUCGUUACGGCAGAUGUUUUCUCUGAGCCGUAAAAAGUAG